This is a messenger RNA of Sorghum bicolor (sorghum), 1127 nucleotides long. Its product is annotated as monothiol glutaredoxin-S5. NCBI's taxonomy places the organism in Eukaryota, Viridiplantae, Streptophyta, Magnoliopsida, Poales, Poaceae. The record is from RefSeq and is a predicted model, not a curated record. The transcript has a single exon. Bases 171 to 677 code for a protein of 168 amino acids.
ACCCCGACCCAACCAUCGCGACCCACACGAACCACGUUCCACGCCCGCGCGGAAAAGACGGGUUGAGAGAGAGAACCCAAAAAAAAAAAAAAAGAAGUUAGGGGAGGAGGACGACGACCCGGCGGCCGGAACGUCAAACGCGGACGCACGCACGUCGUCGGGAAGUAAUAAUGUACCAGGCCAUCCCCUACAGCAGCGCCCGGCCGUGGCUGAUGCCGCCAGCGGCUGAGGCGGCAGCCGUCGUCGCCGUGAAGCCGGAGCCGGUGGUGGUGACGACGACGACCGUCGUCGCGGAGGCUGCGGCUGCGGCGGAGGUGGAGAGCGCCCGGCCCGGCGCCGCGGCUGGCGCUGGCGCUGGGGCCGGGGACGACGACGGCGGCAAGGCGGAAGUCGGAAGGGCCGUGGCGGAGAGCCCGGUGCUGGUGGUGGGGCGGCGCGGGUGCUGCCUGAGCCACGUGGUGAAGCGGCUGCUGCAGGGGCUCGGCGUGAACCCGGCCGUGCACGAGGUCGCCGACGAGUCCGCGCUCGCCGGGGUCGUCCCGGCCGCCGACGCCGCCGCGCUGCCCGCUGUGUUCGUCGGGGGAAAGCUCCUGGGCGGGCUCGACCGGCUCAUGGCCGUCCACAUCUCCGGCGAGCUCGUGCCCAUCCUCAAGAAGGCCGGUGCCCUCUGGCUCUGAUUUUAAUCUUAGUCUAUCGAUCAGCAGCGUAUUUCUCCUUUCCUUUUUUUUCCUUUUCCCCCCACCUUCCAGAAAUGAUGGCGUCGUCGUGCUUUAAUCCUGGCCGUUGGAUCGAUCGAGUAAAUUACAUCACAUCGCGGCGGAUGCGUUGGCAUAGUAGGACUUUGAUUUUCUUUUUCUUUAUUUACUUUUUUAAUUAGGAGAAGCAAAAAAAAAAGAACAAUGAGAAUUCUAAUCGCAAAAUUUAUCUAGGAGUAAUAGCUUGUCUGGUAGCCUGCGUGCGUGCGUGUGUGAUGAUGAGGGCUCGCUUCGCGUCUUCCAUGCAUCCAUCCAUCCAUCGUGUGAAUACGGAAGACGAGCGAGAGAGACAGAGGGACGUCGUCUGCUGCCGCAUCUGUACAGUCGUUUCCGUUUCGGAUUUUUAAUGAGGAUGAGCUGUCCAGUUUCGCA